This is a messenger RNA of Uloborus diversus, 524 nucleotides long. It is a transcript of the gene SmE, whose product is annotated as small nuclear ribonucleoprotein E-like. Gene Ontology annotation, molecular function: RNA binding. Gene Ontology annotation, biological process: mRNA splicing, via spliceosome; spliceosomal snRNP assembly. The record is from RefSeq and is a predicted model, not a curated record. Bases 130 to 417 code for a protein of 95 amino acids. The transcript is spliced from 5 exons. Gene Ontology annotation, cellular component: U2 snRNP; U4/U6 x U5 tri-snRNP complex; U4 snRNP. NCBI's taxonomy places the organism in Eukaryota, Metazoa, Arthropoda, Arachnida, Araneae, Uloboridae.
GCGACCUGCGCCUUUUUGCGACUUCUGUUGUAGUUCUGUCCCGUUUUGUCGAAACGUUGUGUUUUGCCGGCGUUAGUAAUUGCUAAGAGCUAAUAUUAAUUUGUAGAUUUUGAUUUCGUUUCGACCAAAAUGUCGACAUUUAAAGGAGGACAGAAAGUUCAGAAGGUUAUGGUGCAGCCUAUUAAUUUGAUUUUUAGGUUUUUGCAAAAUAAAACAAGAAUCCAAGUUUGGCUUUAUGAAAACGUCACUUCAAGGAUUGAAGGUUGUAUUAUUGGAUUUGAUGAAUAUAUGAAUAUUGUAUUGGACGAAGCAGAAGAGCUUAAUAUGAAGACCAAUACAAGAAAAGCCCUUGGUCGGAUCUUGCUGAAAGGAGAAAACAUAACAUUGCUGAUGAGCCUUGAAACAGCUGCUCAGUAAACUUCAUCCUGUUGUACAUUUCUAUUCAGAUGUAACCAAUUACCUACUUGUAAAAAUAUCAUUUCAUCUCUUUUAUGAAAAUAAAUAGAACUCAUUCUUAUUCUGUA